ACAAUCUUGGAAAUGCAUACCUUACAAGUUUCUUCGUGACUGGAGCAUGGGAUCAUGCCAAAUUACAGCAAUCUCUGAAAGCAUACAAAAAUGCAGAAAAGGACGAACUAAUGAAACUUAGUCCAGACCUCUACUUCAACUGUGCUACGGCUAAUAAGUACCUUGAGAACUAUGAAAGAGCUCUUCAUGGUUUUGAAGCAGCUGCCUUCAAGGAUCCCGGACUAAACGCUGAUAAAGAAGUCAAAAAAAUCGUUGUCCUUCUUGACAAACUUGAUAACUCAUUGAAGGGUCAAGCCGGGUCUAAACGAUUAGCUCCUUUGCUGGCAUCUUUAGGUGAAGUUUCUAUAAUUUCAACGCACAAAAAGGUCAACCUUAACUUCCUAACACAGGGGCUGAACAAAGCAGUUAUGAUUGUUGGAAAAGUACUUCUCUUUGUGAAGCAUGAUGAUAUUGCUCCAUCGUACUAUGUAGUGUGUGAUUCGAAUCAAUGUUGUUUCAUACUUUCAGUUUACGGAGUGCACCAAGAUGCAAUUAAAGAAGGGGAUCGAGUAACAUUAUUAGAACCAUUUUACCGCAUCAAUGAUUUGACCUGGAAACAAAAGCAUUAUCAAUUCAAUUCAAUCCGUGUGGAUUUUGUUGAACAAAUCCUUGUGAAUGAAAAUGCACUUGCUCCCAGACAUACAGUCCGUGCAAGCAUCCAUGCACAGCUGAAGUCCUGAGGAUACAACUUUUUCACAGCUCGACUUUGUACAUUUCUAUUGGGUAAUUUUUUGUUAUUAUUGGCACAUUUUCUUUUAUGUGAUGAAAAUCCAAUUAAACACUAGUUUUUUUGCUGAAAUUAAUUGUUAAGAUUAAUGCUCUAUAGUUUUUGCUACUUAAUUUUGCAAGAUUCUGUAUAGUUAACUUGAGGAAAUUUUAGCAUGAUUCAAUGGUUAAACCAUUUUUCUGUUUACUUCCUUUU
Messenger RNA from Dendrobium catenatum, 961 nucleotides. RefSeq names its product tetratricopeptide repeat protein 5. NCBI's taxonomy places the organism in Eukaryota, Viridiplantae, Streptophyta, Magnoliopsida, Asparagales, Orchidaceae. Gene Ontology annotation, molecular function: protein binding. The record is from RefSeq and is a predicted model, not a curated record.